CGACGCUGUGAGGAGAGAUGAGCUUCAGUGUGGCUCGGCUGAACGUCCUGUACCUGCUGCUGUGGGGCUUCAGCGGGCAGCACCACACCGCAGAAAGUUAUCCAUUGACAGACUGUGAGGAAGAUGGAGAUUAUAUGCAGGGUUCUGCUGUGCAGAGCACUCUGUGUGGACUUGUGUGGCAAGACCAGAACAAGGAGCAGAUCCAGAAUGUUUUCAAACGGUUCUUGUUUCACUAUUCCAAGGCACAGAAUUCAGUCGGCUCUGUUGAGAGAGAGUCUCACUCUGUCCACCCAUUGAUGCGUCUCUCACCUAAGUUCACCCAGCGCAGAAAGAAACAGCAGGUGCACUCUAAGCUGAAGACGGCGUGCGGUCGUUCAAAUAGAUUUGUGCGAGAUGUGCUCUGUUCUUUAUUUGGAUGCUCAUUAGAACCGUAACAUCUGGAGCUGGACUAGGACUGGUUUCUUGGCUGAAAUGUUCUGCCAGAUGUUUUGGACUGUACUUCACACUCAAUUCUGUAAAUAAAUGUAAUCUCAUGGGUG
This is a messenger RNA of Colossoma macropomum (tambaqui), 539 nucleotides long. RefSeq names its product neuromedin S (gene nms). Bases 18 to 434 code for a protein of 138 amino acids. The record is from RefSeq and is a predicted model, not a curated record. NCBI's taxonomy places the organism in Eukaryota, Metazoa, Chordata, Actinopteri, Characiformes, Serrasalmidae. The transcript is spliced from 8 exons.